Dunckerocampus dactyliophorus (ringed pipefish) is the source of this 6768-nucleotide messenger RNA. RefSeq names its product hedgehog acyltransferase (gene hhat). The transcript has 13 exons. Lineage: Eukaryota; Metazoa; Chordata; Actinopteri; Syngnathiformes; Syngnathidae. Bases 285 to 1895 code for a protein of 536 amino acids. Gene Ontology annotation, biological process: protein palmitoylation. Gene Ontology annotation, molecular function: palmitoyltransferase activity. Gene Ontology annotation, cellular component: endoplasmic reticulum. The record is from RefSeq and is a predicted model, not a curated record.
CAUAUUCCGCCACAAUCAAGAAAAGAAGAUGACAAAAGUACACUGGAAUGUUUUCCGAGAGUCAUCCCAACCAGGUGGGGGCAGCCAUAUUGAGAAAGCACCAUCCACGGAGAAGAAUAACAGAAAGCGGAAGCAAUACGCUUUCGUGCGUCGCUUUUAUGUGCACUAAAGUUGCCAUUCUACCAUAUAUUUUCUUUCGGAUUGUGUGGCCGGCUUUUGAAAACAACAAAAUGGAGCCCAACUUGACAUUUCUAGGUGCACUAUAGCAAAGGGAUUUUUACCAGAUGACAUCCAAACCUAAGGUCCAGUUAGCGCCGUUGCCAUGGCCUGAGCUCCUUCUCUACUGGCUGCUGUCCUUUGGCUCUCAUCUCUAUUCUUUUUAUGAACUUCACAGAUUCUCAAAAGAGCACGAAGCGGGAUUAGACAGAGAAUUUCAACUGGACAGCGGACUUAUUCAAGGUUUUAAAAGGGAUGCAGCAGACUUUGAGUGGACCUUGUGGACCAAGUGGGCUAAGAAGUCCUUGCUGUGGACUCUGAUCGGACAUGGUGUCAUAUCCAGAUUCUGCAGCAUCUUUUACCCACGGUUUAGAGCGGCAGUGCUCACAGUUUAUGGAUUCUUAGCGGCCAGCAGCCUGUUGGGGAUUAAAGGUGUGACUGUGCUGCUCCUGCAUCUGGUGUUGUCCUUCAGUGUGGCCCAGCUGAAAAGACCAGCUUUGUCGUGGACCUGCAACCUGCUGCUGCUCUGCACCCUUCACAUUCGGCCACUUCAGGAGAUCCAGCCAAAUCCACUGACUGCAAGGGAGAGACUGUGCCACUCGCGAGUCAGUGUGGUAGCUCGGCAGGAGCCAAUCACGAGCCUGUCAACCCACUGGACACUGCAGGAGAGAGGCUGGUAUGACAGCGAGGAGGAGUACUACCUGCUACUCUUCAGCGUUGCCGUGGGGAGCCUUCGCCUCAUCAGCUUCAGCCUGGAGCACUGCUGGGGCCCCUCGGUCCGCAACGGCACCUUGCAGCUCUGCUGGUUGUUUUCAUACGCCUUCUACCAUCCAUUUUUCUAUAACGGACCAAUCGUCACGUACAAGGACUACGUAGAGCAGAUGCAGAGGCCUGCCGAGGAGAGUGACAGGCACAAAUUUGGCUUCCGCUACUUGUUACUCAGGUCAGGACGCAUUCUGAUGUGGUGGUGCAUUGCAGAAUACAUGAUCCAUGUCAUGUACAUGCACUCCAUCCAGUCCAAUGAGACCUACCUGGAGAUUCUUCCACCUUGGGCCUUAGGUGGUCUGGCGCUGGCCUUGGUGCAGUUCUUCUUCGUCAAGUAUUUGGUUUUGUUCGGCGUCCCGUCCAUGUUGGCCACCUUGGACCAGCUGGUUCCUCCGCAUCUGCCUCUCUGCGUCAGCAUCAUGUACAGCUUCACCGGCAUGUGGCGGCAUUUUGACAAGGGCCUGUAUCGUUGGCUCCUCAGAUACAUCUACGUGCCUCUGGGAGGUUCGCAUCACGGAGUUCGCUACAAGAUGCUGUCCACAGCGCUGGCGUUUGGCUUCGUCUGCCUUUGGCACGGCGGUCAUGACUACCUACAGUACUGGGCCCUGAUGAAUUGGUUGGGGGUUCUGGUGGAAACAGGCCUGAAGGCUCUCUUUGGCUCAGCACUUGUUUACUCCUUUUUUGAGCGGCAUUUCUCUGCGGCAACGAGGAGGCGCUGCGCUGCGUUCCUCUCUGCCUUCUCCACUGCAAUGCUCAUCCUCUCUAAUCUGGUCUUCCUUGGGGGGAUUCAUGUUGGCAGAAUCUUCUGGAAGCGUGUCUUCCUUCAAGGCUGGUCCACCGUGGCGCCGCCCAUGCUGGCUUUCCUCUACUGCUUCGCCCAGGUCGGACUGGAGUGGACUUCUCACCCGUCGUGAGUCACCUUGACUUUGCAACACGCAAGCCGAGAUGCUUGCAAACUUGUAAAUAAAACACCAGCGCGGCCAAAACCACACUAGGAACCUGGCCGGCGGCCACGGAAGCUGCCCAAAAAGCCGGCAGCAGACCCACAGCGGGACUUAGAGGGUCAGUGCUUGUUUUUUUGUUGUUGUUUUUUAUCUGCACACAGUAAAUGACUACUGCACAUGCAUAACAGUGUCUACAUACAUCAUUUAUCAUUUUACUUACAAAAUACGUACCGUUAAUCCGUGUUAUUGCAGAGGAAAACCACAAAAAGGCACAUGUGAUGUUUACACUCACACCAGCGUUAGCUUAAUGAGUGUCGUUAUUGCCCCUCCACAUGUAAUUUGGGUGACACUAAUAUCAGUAGAUGCAUUAGCCGAGACUCUGAGCUGAGCCGCCGGGCUCCUUGUUAAUAGAUGACAUUUAUCCUCCGGAAUGCACAGACUAAUUGCUCUUUUUGCCGCAAACCUAUUUCCUACCAGUUAGCUUCCAAGAUCAGGAGCAUCCCCCCAAAAAAGUUUACAUUUUACAAAUAAUCUACCUCGGCGUAUUGGAGCACGUUGUCCACCAGCAAUAAACAUCUGCUUUGAUUUGAUCUCGGAAGCACGUAUUACAGCUGUACUGAUUUAUAGGGUGUCCCAAAACAUCUGACAUGAAUGUGUCUGAUAACAUAGCCAACUCUCGCUCAGAUGAUCUCCGAUUUUAACAAGAUGUGUAAAAAUGUAAGCUUAUGCUCGAGAGAGAACCACAGAGGCGCUAGAGGAUGCUACGUAGGAAACGCUACAGCGUCACAUGUUGAACAUGGAAUUUUGAUAAUACGUCUUUUCUUUUCAUUUCUUUUGCCUAGGACAUGCGUGUCCAAAGUGCGGCCCGGGGGCCAUUUGCUGUCCGUGGUGCAUUCUAAAAAUGUAAUUUAACAAGAAAACUAAAAAAAAAACAAAACAGUAAUUUUACAAGAAUAAAGUCAAAAUAUUGACUCCUUCAAUGCCAAAGACGUCUUUUGCUUCUUUUCGCCGGAGCAACAGGAUCAAAGUCUUACUCAUCUUGUGUGCCAAUUUCUGACCUGUAGGCAAUGUAUUUCUGUCCCAGUAGGGGGCAACAGUUCUCUUUUCCUCCAACCGGCAGCAACAGAUUGUCUACGAAGAAGGAGGAUUGUGUGUUGAGAGAGGAAAAUGGCGAAACACGUGCAGAAAUGGAGCGGAGACAAAAAAUCCAGGCAGCUAACACUGUCACAGAGCUUGUCUGGCGGUGGAUCUGCGACGUGAUCGCCAAAGAUAGAGGUGACGUAGACGUAGAGGUGAUGUAGGUGACGUACACACAAAUGCAGUUGACAAUGGCAGCCGAAGCAACAAGCUAGUGGUUAGCGUUGCUGAGCCAUGUGGCGCGACACCGGAAGCCGUUCAGAGUCGGGACAUCCAGCAGACCCCACCGUCGCUCUGCUUGAAUUUGCUUCUCUGCAGAAAAAGCUGCUUUUCAUGUAUGAAACUGACACAAUUUGACUCUUGAAUAUGCGUCACGAGUUACAGUAAGUCUAUACAGCUAAAUAAUAUAUAAAUAAAUAUCAGUUUCUCUGUAUUAUUUCAACUGCAUGGCGGCGCAAAAACAUUCAUGUCCCUCAGUGGGGGCAUGACAGAAAAUAAUUGAGAACCACUGACAAAAAAGUCUUGUUUUAUGUCAACAAAAACAGCCGGCCAUGUAUGUAAGCGCUUUUUAGUCAUAAGAAGACGACGGUGGACCGGGACUUGAUGAGUCGGUCGACAUGUCGAUAUGGACAUAUCAUAUAUUGAAUUACAGCUUUACAGAUGCCACGUCUGUUGCGUAAUAACACCACACUAACAGCAAUUUGACACCUAACCAACUGUUUGGGGUGCGGCAUUUACUCGCGUAAGCGUAUGCCGCGUGGGGGGGUUUGCUGUGGUGCGGCAGCAAAUGACAGGAUGUGAUGCUUCUCCAGUCUGCGCGUGCAGCUGACGGCGAAAAGCACACAAUAGACGUAAAAAGCGCUGCAUAAGUUUCCAUUAGCCGAUUCUGUCGUCGUCUCGUCUGUAGGGAUGAUCGCGUCUGCGACACUGAGCUGGGUGUGUGGGGGGGGGAUCAGCGCCGGUGGACCGCCAAUCCUCUUAAAUGAGCAGCGAAGUGUGAGGCUUUAUAAGAAUAAAGAAUAAAACCUGCUGACUAACACUUUCUUAACGUCACGGGCCGGAGGUCAUGCAAAGACAACUGCCAGUAUGUUUAUAUAUUUAGAAAUACAGUAUAGGAUGUACCGUAUUUAUGUACUCACAAACCUCUCAACUCCAACUGAGGACCUGCAAUUCAUGAAUGUGACCUCAAUUUCCGGGGGAAACAACUACAAAACUACAGUAAACUAAAUAACUACUGCUUUUUCUUUGGCUUUUUGUGCCUUUUACACAAAAAAAAGGGGGCAACCUCAAUAAGAACAUAUUGUAAAAUGCUAAAAGUAGUCGCCAGGUGCUUGGUCCACAAAUGCAAAUAUCUGCCGGUAUGAGAGCCGGGUGCUGCUCCGUUGUGCAGUAUACUUGUUAAUAAAUGAUGAGCAACACAAGCUACGUUUUGUUCAUAAAUGAUGAUGAAAGAGAGCUGUUUUCCUUUCCACUUUCUCAUGCACUCCAUAUCAUUAUUCAUGUAAAAAAAAAAAAAAAAAUUAAAUAAUGACCUUUUACAUUUGGGAAAUACAGUAACAACCUCUCUCCAGUUAUCUCCAGUUUAUGAUGAUCAAAGAGGGAUAUGUUUUUCUCAUGCACUCCACAUUAUUGUUCAUAUAAGGGAAAAAAAGAAUGGUCAGCAUCCGGCAGCUUUAUGAAACACUAUCAAGCACUUAAUAAUGUCAGUUUCGUGUUGGUCCCUACCGCUACUACAACAGUGGUUGUGGUGCUUCUCCGCUGUGCAGUAUACUUGUUAAUAAAUGAUGAUCAAAGCCAGCUACGUUUUGUUCAUAAGUGAUGAUCAAAAAGGGCUAUGUUUUCCUUUCCACUUUCUCAUGCACGCCAAAUCAUUAUUCCUGUAAAAAAAAAAAUAAAAAAAAAGAAAACAAAACCUUAUUCUAUAGAAAGGACCUUUUACAUUUGGGAAAUAAUAGCCUCUCUGCAGUUAUCGCCUGUUUCCGCUGAACGCCCCGUCCUCUUUGCGCUUUGGCUAAAUAUAAUUAGAGCAAUCGUUGCAAAACAGGAACAAAUUGAAAGCUGACCAGCAUCCUGGAAUGGACGGUGCUCAACCUUAGAGGUUCUCCUGCCGUUCUAGAGGACAGUGUUAGGACUGAUACUAAGUCAAAUCACAUGCCUGUCCAGUAUUGCUUAGACCAGGGUGUCCAAAGUGUGGCCGGAGGGCCAUUUGCGGACGGCUGCUGUUUUUUCAUUGGCCCGCAGCACAUUCUAAAACUAUAAAUUAAAACGAAAAAAAAAUGCAAAAAUGAAAAAAAUCUGCAGUAAUUUUACAAGAAUAAAGUCAAAAUAUUAAGAGAAAAAAAUGGUCAUUUAACGAGAACAUUUUUUUUUAUUUUACGAGAAUAGCAUCUUAAUAUUAUGAGGAAAAAUAAUGUAACUUUAGUUUAGUUCAGUUUAUUAAGGAAAAAAGAGGUUAUUUUGUUAUUUUAUGAGAAACAAAAAAAACAACAAAUCAAAUUCAAAUUUUGAAAAAUUGCCUUGUGGAAAAAUCCAAAGUGUUAUGGGAAUCAAAUCAUGAAAAAUUUACAGGAAGAAAGUUGAAAUUGUUGGAAAAUAAAAAAAAAACACACACACACACAAACGGCAGCGGGGGGUUGGUGAAGGGAGCUGUAAUUUUCCUCGAAUAAAGUUAAAAUAUUAAGACAAAAAAAGUCGUAGAAAAAUGAAGAAGAAAAGAAAAGUUGUAAUGAGAAAAACAAAUUAAAGUUGUCAUUUUUGGAAAAUAAAAUUAGCACGGGGAAAAAGUUAUAUUAUGAGAAUAAAGUCAUAAUAUUACCAAAAGAAAAUGUACAAAGAUUAUUAAAGAAGAAAGUUCAAAUGGAAAAAAGACCAGGACAAUAGGCUUUUUCACCCGUAUGACAAAGCUGAGAUGCAAUUUUUUCUUGACAUGACUUCUUAGCACAUCUACAUUGCUUUACAAAGUAUCAAAGUGGCCCUUGCAUCCUUUCAUUUUCCAUCCUUCGCUGGAAAAAGUUUGGACAUCCCUGGCUUCAACCUUCCUAACGGCCCACAGAAACCCUGUAGAGAAGGCGUACGCCUUCUAGUUAUGUGCGCGCUCUAUUUAAUAAAGACUGCAUCAAAGGAUUCCGUCAAUAAUCUGUGUGGUUUUAGAGGCGGGAGGGCCACACUCUGUAAAAUGUGAGGUCGCACAUGUCAUCAGCUAAUUGCGGCGCGGGCCAAUUAGCGAGCCGUGUUCCCGCGUUGCGUGUGACAUUGAAAAAGCUUUCUUCCUUUGUACCUAAUGAGAUUAGCGACACAUUAAUCCACGGCUCACGUUAGAGCUGCGAGAUAAUCAAUUCAAAUAGGCUCAGUGCGUAGGCCUGAUUAAACAUGUGCCAUAUUGACACGCUCCUGUUAAAAGCCGAGCUUCCCUUUUAUGACUGUUCAAAGUUGCACAGUAUGUGACAGAAGAAGUCCGAAAUGUGUCAUUUGCGUUUGUCGAUAGUGAGCGCCUGCAUUCUACAUUGAUGUAGGUGUGAAAUAGCGGAUAUUUUUAAAAGACCCACUUUCCUCCCGCACAAACAUUUCCCGCCUCUGAUGACAAGCCCGUCUCUUUAUUUUUAGUCGGCUGAAUUUUUGAUAGCGUUUUCCCUCUUUGCUGCUGCAUCCUUCCCAGCCUGCCUCUUCUUCUGAUAAAAUAUAAGUCAUGUAAAAAAAAAAAAAGAAA